AUGAAGAUCAACGCCGUCCUCGGAAGCCUCGUCGCCGCCGCCACGGCCUCAGCCGCCGCCGUCCAACGGUUCCAGACGAAACAGGCCAGCUACUUCAACGUGACCGACUUCUCGGCGUCCUGCAUACCACACAGCGUCGAGUGCAGCUACAAUUUCACCGUCGUCGCAGACUCGUCCAAGUCUCCCCCGACGCAGUGCGGGCAGCUGGUCCAGGGCCCGUACUUCCUCCCGGCCGUGCCGCUGUCGGGCUGCGAGAAUAAUGUUUAUGCGUGGGCCGUCGCCACGGCGGCGAAUGGAUCGCUCGGUGUCAGCGUCACUACGUCUUUCAACUCGAGGGUCAACCUCACGGGGACCCAUUACCUCAGCAAAGAGCAGCUCGUGAAGGAGCGGAACGGGGCUGUCGUUACGCAGAGGUAUAUUGGGCCUAAGGAGUUUGUUAUGCGCACGUAUGGGACGUCGAAUCGCCCGUAUAGAGCGCUUUAUUAG
Anthostomella pinea is the source of this 486-nucleotide messenger RNA. The record is from the annotation of a GenBank genome assembly. NCBI's taxonomy places the organism in Eukaryota, Fungi, Ascomycota, Sordariomycetes, Xylariales, Xylariaceae.